This is a messenger RNA of Ochotona princeps (American pika), 895 nucleotides long. RefSeq names its product gem-associated protein 8. NCBI's taxonomy places the organism in Eukaryota, Metazoa, Chordata, Mammalia, Lagomorpha, Ochotonidae. Gene Ontology annotation, biological process: spliceosomal snRNP assembly. The record is from RefSeq and is a predicted model, not a curated record. Gene Ontology annotation, cellular component: SMN complex.
AUGGCAGAGGUGUCAGCAUCAAAAGCUCCUAGUUCGUGGUAUUCUCACCCAGUAUAUGCAAUAUACUGGCGACAUUAUCAUCAGGCAAUGGUUUGGAUGCGAAGCCACCAGAAUGCCUACAGGAAGGCAGUGUGGUCCUAUUUCAGCUCUCUGUGGUACUUUGCUCCUGGAGUUCAGCCCCAAAGUGCUUAUGGGGAGGCUGGGUACCCGCAGUUCUCCUAUGACCAUUGAAUGGCCUCGCAGGACUUCCACUGCAGUGAUCCACAUUUUACAAGUUACAGGCAACUUCCUUAUGACAGCAGUAGGAGCCAGGCCUCCUAAGGAGAAGAACAAAGCGUGGGAAGAGGAGAGGAAGAGGGUGAGACUGAGUCAGACAGGGAGGUAGAAUGUGACCUGAGCAAUAUGGAAAUCACCCAGGAGCUGCGCCAGUGCUUUGUAACGACUGAUCAGCACAGAGCAGAACGAUAGCGGCAAGACAGCGGCAACAGCAGCUGGAUGCAGCACCUGGAUGACUAUGUGAAUGCUGACCAUGACCUCUACUACUCGCACCGGCCAGUAGAGCCCCCAGUGGAAAGGCCUGGCAAGCGGCAUCAGGCCGAGAUGAAACUGCUGUACGGGGAGGCUGCCGCCAAGAUCCAAGCCAUGGAGGUGGCUGUGCAGCUGAGCUUUGACAAAUACUGUGACAGGAAGCUGUCCAAGUACUGGCCGGUCAUUCCCCUCAAGUUCUGAGCCUGGGUCGCAGGGAUGCCAGGUGGGUGCCUGCUGAACAGAGUCCCCAGCCUCACACACUCCCCACCCCUUCAUUUUGAAUACCCUCUCUUCAUCUCUGCUCCUAUACAUCCUUAGGGAAGGGCAUUAGACUGAGUCCAUGCUUAGUCACCAAAGUCCCCAUGGG